This is a messenger RNA of Saccharomyces mikatae IFO 1815, 1074 nucleotides long. It is a transcript of the gene MTC2, whose product is annotated as Mtc2p. Lineage: Eukaryota; Fungi; Ascomycota; Saccharomycetes; Saccharomycetales; Saccharomycetaceae. Bases 1 to 1074 code for a protein of 357 amino acids. The record is from RefSeq and is a predicted model, not a curated record. The transcript has a single exon.
AUGGGCGAUCAUAAUUUGCCAGAUUUUCAGACAUGUUUGAAAUUUUCUGUUACUGCUAAGAAGAGCUUUUUAUGUAUGUAUAGAGAUGACUUCCCGCAGGGACAAUUAGCUUCUUCAAUGCCAAGCACAUGCGAUAUACAACUGAAAAGGGCGAUUAAUGACGUUUAUCCAGAUGGGGUAAUAAAGGUCGUGGUCAUGAACUCGACAACUGCAAGCUUAGAGUCGUUGGCAACUACACGCGCUCAGGAAUUUGAAAUUAUCAUCAUUCCAGAUAUAAAUACGCUUUCACAGCAAGACCAAGCGAAACUAGUGAAUAUUAUGAGAGGCCCCAGGAUUAUAACCGAGAAGGCACAGUCAGGACGUAUUUUUAUAGGAGUUGUUCAUUGGAAUAAUCCGGUGCCACCAUCAAGCGCUGCGAAGGAUGGGUACAAUGCAAGUAAGGCAGCUCCAAAAACACGCAUCUUUUUACCCACAUGCAUACACGUAGAUGCUUGGCUCAAACACAAAUUUUGGUUUGCAUGCGCACCGCCAUAUUUGGAUUUUGAGAGUUCAUCAGAGUCCAGUAUUAACACAAGGGCCAACAAUAGCCCUGGAGAGAUGGGAGAGAAGCAACAAGAGGCUGAAGGCAAUAGGUCGGUCGUAUUGAAUGAAGAGGCUAAUUUGAACGAUGUAUUUGUCGCAUCCAGUGUAAAACGGUACAUUCUGGAUAUUAUGGUACAUUUGCGAACCCAUAGGUUGACGUAUAAUGCCAAAGCCGGUGGGGUCUACACAAAUUCACUAGACGACAUGGUAUUAUUGUCCAGAUUAAUUGGUUUACAUAGUGGCAAGAUGUUUGUGUCGCCUUCACAUGUGAAGAAGGCGUCCAAGUGGUACUUUCCUAUGCACUUGGAACUGGUGCAGCGCUCUUCUAUGGACAGUUCGUUGUUGUAUGGCAGCGAUCCUAACUUGGUAGAUGAAAUGCUGGAGAAACUUGCGAAGAUCAAGCAUGAGGAAGUUGAUGAGUUUAAAAAUCCACUUUUCUUGGAAUCUCUUGUAGUGAAAAACGUAUUAAGUAAAGUGGUGCCACCUGUAUAA